GAUCGACCUCAAGAUGGCGUCGUUGCACCCGCACGUGCAUGCGAUGCUAUUUCUCGUGCAAACGACGACGGUGAUGGCACGACACCAGCCACUCGUUGUAAAAUGGGUCUCAGUCGACGGCGCCCACGGCCCUUCCAGCAACCUCUGUGCGCACUUUUGCGUUACUCUGCCGCAUGGCGCCAGCACGGUGGCGCUUUGCGCAUUAUGCCGGUGCAAAUCAACGUUCGAGUGGCAGCUUGUGGCGCUCGGUGACGCGUUCUCGCCGUCGUUGACGCUGCUCCAGUCGCUGCGGACGCUCGUUCAGGCAAAGUUGGCACUGACGUACACGCUACGCAUCCAAUACGCGACAGCCGAGCACAAGUACGUCGAGUACGCAAGGCGACUGGAAAAACAUCUCCAAGCACAAUACGAGACGCUCGCGAUCGAGCGGAUGCCGACAUUGCCGGCCUCGGCGACGCAACCCGGCGUGCGCAUUCUUCUUCAGAGCUCGAGCGACCCCGCGAUUCUGCUCUUUCAGCAGUCACUGCACGACCCGGCGCCCCUGCCGGCACUGCGCCAGAUCCAAGAAAAGCUCCGAGAUGCCAUAGAGACCCGUGGAUGGUACAUGCCACUACGCAGCAGCCCGAUCAAGCACAAAACAGCGUCACUGCCACCAGAAACCGCCGUCUCGACGAGUCUCUUGUUUGUCGACGCCGAGACCUCCAAGCCAAUUUCAAAUGUCCAAAUCUCAUACGAAGCACUCGCCGGCAGCGUGUUGCAGUACAAGCCGCCGAUCGCGACACAACUGCCCGUCUCGAUCGCCAUACGUCUUCAGCAAAAAGCACAUUUCGUGCAGGAGCGCCGCCGCGAGCAAGCCCAGCACGCUCUCGCAAUGGCGCUUGUGGAGCGCGUGGUCCAAGUGGCCAUGACACGGGCUGUGCAGCACCACGUCCAGAUUCUUCGCAAAGACCGGCAAUUGAUGGCCGCCGUCAUGCUCUUGCGUCGUGUCAUGCGGCGCCGGGUUUGGAAGAUUCAGCAAGCCAUUUUGGUCAAGGUCCAGCAGUGGAAGCGAGAAGCGGUGCAGCUACCGCCGCAUCGUAUCGUGCGACAGUACAACAUCACGUCGCCACGCCUGACGCUCUCGUCGAGUGAGAAAGAACUUCUCUUGCAAGGGCUCGCAAAUUCGGGUCUGGAGCACGAUGCGUUGGCCACGCCGACGAGGCGGCCGCUCGUAGAGGAAGAUUGGGUGCAGGACUGGCGCAUCAUUGCCGAGCAGCUUCAACGCAAAGAGCGCGCCAACCACAGCAGCAGUUGCGGUCUCUGGCCACUGCCGCCGGUGCGAUUGCAGCCCGAAACCAUGCACAUCUUUCGGGCGACGCACCCGGCGUACGAAGCGUCGACCGUGCAGUGCACGCUCUAUCCGUUCCGGACACCUCGCCCACUCGUCGUUCGGCAAGCGACUGCGGCGCUGCUCCGAGGCGCGUACUCGGUGCACGUUCUCUCCAAGCUACCAACAAGAGGUAUCACGUCCAAGUACGUGCCUCUGCAGGUUGAAACCGACGGCAAGGAAACACCUCUCGUAAUGCUCCCCGUCGAGCGACACCCGGCGCCGGUGCGUUGCCGCGUUGUCUGCAUCGACACGGGACACCUCGUCGAUCGCGUCAGCGUCGAUUUGUCCGAUGCGUCGGGGCCUGUUGCUCGGUUAGCGCCCAGUGGACGGCUGGCCCUCGGCCCUUACAUGGCGCGGGCGAGCGUACCGGGCUACCUCGAGGACGCCCAUCCCGUGUACAUUCCUCUCACCGCGUCACCGGGCACUUUGACAAUUCUUCCACUGUUCUUGUGCCCCCAUGUGCGGUUUCCCGACGAGCUCUGGAUCGUCUUGCAAACAUCGACGUUGAAUGUUCUCGUGCUGCAUGUUGACGCUACCGACGACUGUGGCGUUGUGCAAGCGUCCUCGUACCUUCGCGAGGUGGGGCCGUGGUGCGAGUGUAAACUGCUACAAAACGCGCCAGACGAAGCCCAAGUGCUUCGCAUUAGGACGACACCGAAGAUGCGACUGGACGUCCAUGUGUACUGGAGAAAGCAAAUGGAUACCGACAGCGUUGUGCAUGCAUCCGUGCGCAUGUACGGAAUUCAUGGGCUCGUGCAGCACCACGCAAAGGUCAUCGACAGUUUCCAUGCGUUGGCACCGACGGGAUGGCAUGUGUGCACACUGGCGUCGCCGAAUUGACUUUCAAUUUAUAUACUUGCCAGGCGGUGUACUUUAUUACCGGGAUUACCAC
Saprolegnia parasitica CBS 223.65 is the source of this 2261-nucleotide messenger RNA. RefSeq lists its product as hypothetical. The coding region runs from base 14 to 2209 and encodes 731 amino acids. Lineage: Eukaryota; Oomycota; Saprolegniomycetes; Saprolegniales; Saprolegniaceae. The transcript is spliced from 8 exons. The record is from RefSeq and is a predicted model, not a curated record.